Fomitopsis serialis is the source of this 3468-nucleotide messenger RNA. RefSeq lists its product as uncharacterized. The record is from RefSeq and is a predicted model, not a curated record. Bases 1 to 3468 code for a protein of 1155 amino acids. NCBI's taxonomy places the organism in Eukaryota, Fungi, Basidiomycota, Agaricomycetes, Polyporales, Fomitopsidaceae. The transcript has 13 exons.
AUGCCGCCGCCAGAGCUCCUUCCUGUGUCUCAGUACCCCGAGGUUAUCGACAUCAGCUGGAGGCACAACCUCCGCUAUGACCCACGUCUCGGCGACGAAGACGAGGAUGAAGCCGCAUAUGGCUCCUACCACGUUCCCCGCGACAUCCCGCCUCUCCGUCAUGUCCGUAUCGAGACGCCUUCUUGGGGCCCCGGAGGCUCGCAGGGCCGGUCCUCGCCCAGCGACACUGAGAAGCAACCUCAGCGGCGCGAAAGACGGUCCUGCGGCCAGCACAUGAAUGCACUCCGCCAGACUGCCGCCAGGUACUUCCCUAUCGACCUCGCGUGGAUCCCAGCCAACUUCUCCUGGCCGAAGAUCAAGCCUAUCGUCCGUAGCUUCGUCAUGGCUUUUAUAUCAGUCGUCUUCAUGGUCCUAAGCCCAGUCGAGGACGUCACAGGCCAGGCUUCAUUCCUCUUUCUAGUUGCCGCAUUCCUCGACCCACCCGCCGAUCCCUUCAUUUCCGUUCUCGAGCGCGAGUUACUCUUUGCGCUCUGUGUCACGGUUGGCUGGGCCUGGUCUUGUCUAGGUAUAUUCUUCGCGCACCUGGCCCGCCACCAUACCGACUACAACAUUACGCAGACGGAGGCACUCUCGGGACAAUACAUCGAGGCUGGCCCGACCGUCAUCUCCGCCAUAUGGGUGUUCCUCGGCGUGACUUUCUUCCUCUUUAUCAAGGCCAAGAAAGGAUCGGGCCCCUACCUCAUUCCCUCUGUUUUCGGUGCGGUCGUCAUCGACAUCUCCUUCAUCACCGAUGUCCUCUUCCCCUACCCAUACUAUACUGUUGGUAGGGUGAUUGUCCUUCCACUCGUGCUCCACUGUGGGCUCUGCAUCCUGGCGAGCGCGACCAUCUUCCCCAGCACGAUCACCACACAGUACGCGAGUGCCCUUGCACGCUCGCUCGAGCCACUUGAAGCUGCGCUCCGCGAGCAUCGCACCGUACUUAAGCUCCCUCCCUUCGGCUCCGACUUCUCCUCGACGGUCCAGAAGAUCACCGGUCUUGUCACCAAGUCCGAAGGAGGACUUGGUCCUGCCGCUGCGGCGUUGCGUCUUGUAAAGAACGACGUCAUCUGGGGUCGAUUCGCACCAGCAGAUAUCGGGCAUAUGCAAGAGUUCGGGCGCCGCCUAGUUGUGCGCGCAAACGGACUCGGGAUCUUCUUUACCCUCAUCGACCCGACGCGUGAGCGGUUCCCAGUCACACCUCUUCCCAGCAAACCGAACACACCAGUCAUGACCCCUGUGGCCUCGUGCGGACAGUCACUCUCGCAACCUGGCACGCCUGCACUCGGCUCAAACUCACCCGACCCACGAUCUGAUCCCGACUCAGUCGCCUGGGGUCGCAGCCCGCCGCCUUCCCGUCCCCGGAGCCCUACACCUAGCGCUGUGGACACCAAAGAGCGUGGACGGCUUCGACACCGGACCGGUCGGUACAAGACCAAUCCGAGCGGCUCCCUAUCCUCUCUCCGUUUAUCCAUCAGCCGACACCUUCACCUACGACACCGGCAGCCUGAUAGCGAAGAAGACGGCCAAAAUCAAAGACUGCACUUCUCCCUCCUCCACCUCGCCCAUUCGCUCUCAGUUCCUCACGCGAGCGCGCCCGUCGGCGAGACGGCCGUCGCGGUCUUCGAGAGUCAACGGUACCUCGCGCUCGAGGCGACGCGGCUGAGCCACCCGGACAGCCCGGAGGCGACGGAGACGUUCGUUUACCUCCUCAGGGAGAGCUGCGAUGACCUUUUGGGCGCGUGUGCGGACGCGGUGCGCGAGGCGAGGGGGUGGGUCGGAAGUGUGCGGAAUGGGUGGUUCGAGGGGAGGAAGAGCGCGGAGCAGAGGAGGUUGGACACGAAGGCGAGAAUGUUGGAAGUGAGGUACAAGGUGGACAGUGCACUGAACCGGUUCCGGAAGGAUUUCAGGCAUAAGGUCCUCGACCCUUACCGUUCAGCGUUCGACCCCGCCCGCGUUGGUUCACCUGUACCAUCUCAUCCAGUUCGCAACCGUGGCUAUAGAAAUGAUCGACGCGAUCACGUCGCUGGAGGAAGACAAGAAGAGGCCUCGCUGUGGGGCCCGUUUAUGCCCGUGAAAUUCAAGAAGGUCUUCUUGAACUGGGGCGGGAGCCAAUACGACGCAACGGUCGAAACGGAAGGCAACGACGAUGAGGAUCCAGACACCAUCCCCGGUAUGCAGACCGACUGGGACGAAGACUUGGGCCAGCCGUCUCGGAGAGACCCCGACGCACUCCCGCCGAACACUCCCCUCGAGCACGUCAUGUCGUGGUUCCACACUCUGCUUAUGGGUCUCACGGGCGGGAACAUGCUCUUCGCUCUCAAAGCGGGCACGCUCACCGUCCUCCUCUGCCUCCCGAACUUCCUCAAGCAUACAGCACACUUCGCAUACGAAGAGCGAUUCGUCUGGGGCAUCUUCAUGGGCCAACUGACACUGGCGCGAUUCAGGGGCGACACGACGUUUGCGCUGUUCGCGCGUCUGCUGUGUACGCUUCUCGGCGGCCUGACAGGCUUGGUAAUGUGGUACAUCUCCGCGCAGAAGGGCAUCGGCAACGCCUACGGCUACACGGCUAAUGCGCACUUCGCCGCGAUCUUCCACUUCUACGGCUGGUCGCUCGCGUGGCGACGGUUUGUGCUCGUCUGCGCGGGCGUCACAGCCGCGUUCAUCUUCAGCCUGCUUCCGCCGAGCACGACGCUGCGCAAGUACCAGCGAACGAUGCUGAGCACGACGACGGCUGAGCUAGGCAGCGUCUACUGCUCGAUCGUCAGCUUUGCGAACACGAGAGGGCGGCACGACGUCAACCGCGGGGAGAUCGUGCAGGCGUUGAUCGCCAUCCGGAUGAAGCUGAAGCGGUCGGUCAUGUUGAAGACGAACAUCAUCUACGAGUUUUCAUUGCGAGGCAAGUGGCCGGCGCAGCGUUACCAGCGGAUACUGGAGCUGCAGAUGCAAAUCGCGUUUUUGCUCUCCCAUCUCAUGUCAGUCGUAGAGCAUCUCGACCCCGCUUGGUCGCGAGCGUUCCUUCGACGCACGCGUCUGCUCGAUGCUGAUUUCCAGGGCGAUGUACUCGCGGUGAUCAGCAUGAUAUCGACGGCGCUUCGUACUGGAACACCUCUUCCGCAAGUGACGCCGUGUCCGCUGGUCGAUCGGUUCAUGGUCUACUCGCACGGUCUGAACGUGAUACGGCAGGAAGAAGACGACGACUACGGCUUGCCGCGGACGAUGACCAUCGACACGCUGGAGAACGAACAGUACCUGUCGUUCGCGGUCGGUGUGACGACCGCGUUCGGUAUCAUCCUCCGCCUCGACAAACUGAUGGUGGCUGCGAAGGAGCUCGUCGGCGAGCAGUACCACAUCCACGGGAUCGGCGUCCCCGCGGAGGCAAGAGGGUAUAUGGAGAACAGUGAAGCAGAGAAGCUCGGGAAAGAAGUUUGA